AUGCCUCUCCCGAGCGUUGGCGUAUUUGGCAGAAAUGCCCAGCCUGUCCUGGAGAUCAAGCCGCAAUCGCCAUUCGUCGUCUACUAUGGGGAGUCGUCAGAGUCGCACGAGACGGAGCUGCGGGGGAAGCUCGUCCUCACAAACCCAGAGUCAAUAUCCGUGAGGAGUAUACGCAUAACCCUAACGGGUACGCGCAAGGUCUCAUGGCAUUUGACCAAUACCGUCAGCCCGCAGCCCAUCACGCAAAAGACAAACUUCCUAGUCGAGACGCUCAACCUGUUCCCUGUCGAGGGAGGCAACAAGAACAAGGCUCAUAAGAUCAAUGCGGGGUACCACGAGUGGGAGUUUACAUUCAAGAUGCCGAACAACCUCGACCAGAGCGUCGAGGGCCUGCCCACCAACUGGGUUGUAUACAAUCUGAAGGCUUCGGUAGACCGAGGGUACAUGAGCAAGCAGCUCUCUGCCCACUCGCACAUCCGCGUCAUCAGAACCCUCGGCCGCGAUUUGCUCGAAACCAUGCCCAUGGAGCAGAUCAACGAGGACAUCUGGGCCAACAAGCUGGCCUACAAGAUCACCGUGCCGCAAAAGAACUACAUCAUCGGGACCAACAUAACCGCCGACUUUGUGUUAAUACCGCUGAGAAAGGGUGUGGAGAUAUCGACGGUCAAGAUGGAGCUCAUAGAGUCGCGGCAGUUAUUCGCAGAUUACGCUGGCCGGAGAAUAAGUCACCAGACGGACAUUCAAGUCGCGGUCACAGAAGGCGACAUGCCAGAAAACUCCGCGCGGCUGGUUCCCAGUGGCAUAGAAGAAGCAGACGAGCUGUUCGACGAGUCGCACCGUUUUUCAAUGACCCUGGAUCUGCCAAAAUCACUCAAACAUUGCCGCCAGUCGGUUGACACGGAGAACAUCCGUUUAACGCACAAGCUGCGAUUAUACGUCAACCUUAAGAAUCCAGAGGGUCACACUAGCCAGCUCUUGGUGAAGAACCACGUCCAUUUAUUCAUCUCGCCAAAUCUGCCCCCGAACGAAGACCAGAGCGUGGUGGUCGAUAGCAACAUUCUGAAUGCGCAGGCGAUUCAAGAUGAAGUCAACCAGAAUGCUCCGCCAACAUAUGGGUUACAUCAGCUGGACGAGCUAUACAACGACAUCGAUCCAUCCGGUUUCAUUACGCCCGGUGGCUAUCUGAACAGCGGUGCCAACACGCCCUUCUACGCGCAAAGUCGCAGCGGCUCCGCAGAGGAUCUCGCCUCUUUGGACGCCGUAGCGCAACAGCCCGGUGGCGGCGCAUCUGCCAUCGCGCUCCAGCACCGCCUACAGAACCUCGACAUGUCGCAAAACGACCGCCGAUCCCGCUUCCAAACGCCAAGACAGCACUCAUCAGGCGACAGCACACCUGCCGUCAACGGCGAGCAAUCCUACUUCGACCUGCCCACAGCAAACUAUGACAUGGACGCCUUGGCGCGCACACCCAGUUACAACACUGCCGUGCGUACGCCCAUGUCGAGGACGCCCGUUCUCGUUGGUAUAGAUCUCCCCAGCUACGAAAUCGCAAUGUCUAGGCCUGGAUCUCCAAAUAGGAGUAGAAGCAGCCGCGGAACGACGCCCAGUCCUGCUCGAAGUCUGGAUACCCUGAAUGAGGAAACGUACCGCAAUACACAGCACAACAGCCGGAGGGAAAGCCCCCGGACAAGUGACGAUGGAAGGUAA
Cucurbitaria berberidis CBS 394.84 is the source of this 1707-nucleotide messenger RNA. RefSeq lists its product as uncharacterized. Gene Ontology annotation, molecular function: protein-macromolecule adaptor activity; ubiquitin protein ligase binding. Bases 1 to 1707 code for a protein of 568 amino acids. Gene Ontology annotation, cellular component: plasma membrane; cytosol; cytoplasm. Gene Ontology annotation, biological process: ubiquitin-dependent endocytosis. The transcript has 3 exons. The record is from RefSeq and is a predicted model, not a curated record. Lineage: Eukaryota; Fungi; Ascomycota; Dothideomycetes; Pleosporales; Cucurbitariaceae.